This is a messenger RNA of Colletotrichum scovillei, 1265 nucleotides long. Its product is annotated as ATP11 protein. The transcript has a single exon. The record is from RefSeq and is a predicted model, not a curated record. Lineage: Eukaryota; Fungi; Ascomycota; Sordariomycetes; Glomerellales; Glomerellaceae. Gene Ontology annotation, biological process: mitochondrial proton-transporting ATP synthase complex assembly. Gene Ontology annotation, cellular component: mitochondrion. The coding region runs from base 164 to 1138 and encodes 324 amino acids.
GUCCUCAAUCGACAUCACCACCAUCUCAUCAACAUCACUUCGCACCCAAACCACCCACGGCUCUUGAUCGCCGUACGCAUACGAAUCGCAUACGAACCCCCUCGAGGGCUACAGACCCAAUUGCGACGUCCGCGCCCCUACGCACAACAUACACACACAAACAAUGGCCUCCUGUCGGAUCCCAGCCCUACGGCACCUGGUCACCACCUCCCAACGCGCCUUCCGCGCCUCAAACCAACGCCGCUGGGCCCAGGUCCACGACGCCCGCUUCCUCGCCACGACCCAACAGCCCCGCGCCGUCGUCGAAAAGUACCGCGCCAAGCUCGAGAAGAAGGCCCAGCAGGAGGGCGUCUCCAACAUUGACGAGCUCAAGGCCGCCUACGCCGACAAGAUCCAGGAGCAGAAGAAGAAGGACGCCCUCUCCGUGCCGGGCCUCGAACACCUCCUCAACGACGAGCCCGCGCCCGCGGCGAUACCGACAACGGCUACUACCACAACGAGCGAGACGGGAGAAGCCCAGGCACAGACAAAAGACAAGGCCCCGAUCCCCGGAUCCUCCUCGGGCAACGGCGUCAAACCCCUCGACGAGAUCCUCGACCUACCCAAGGCGCGCGAGCUGCCGGACAAGGAACUCACGGCCAUCUGGCGCCUCCGCCACGCCUCUGACCCGUCCUCCCUCUGCGCCGUCAUCCCGGCGGCGACCUACGCGCAGAUGGAAUCCCUCGCCCGCCAGAACCCGCAAUUCAUCCUCCCCGUCCCGCAUGAGUCCCAGGGCGCCGAGAUCCACUUCUUGCAAUGGGUCUUUGACGCCGCUUCGCGCACCGCGACAGUCAUGUUCACGCAGCUCGCCGAGUUCAAGGCGCGCGGCGAGUUCGCCCAGCCGCACACGACCAUCACGCACCAUACCGACCUCGCGGCCGAGAGGGGCCUCGUGCUGAUGCAGGGCAAGUGCCUCGAGGACCGCGGAGUCAAGACGGCGCACGCGCAGUGGCUCGUGCUGUGUCUGCAGCGGUUCUACGGCGAGGCGGAGGGCAAGGAGAGGGCCGAGGAGAGGAGGAAGCUGUUGGAAUGGUUCCGGUUGGGGGAUGAGCGGUUUAGUGUCGAGAAGCUCAUGGAGGAGGCGGAGCGCAUCAGCUAAAGUUCCGAGGCGUUUGCUCCUGCACGGUGAGGAGGGGUGUGCCUGAAAUGCCCUCGUAUAGGAGAGGAGGAUGGAUCGUGAGCUCCUGAAGAGAGGAAGGAGGCUCCUGUACAAAUGUUCCACCAUG